This is a messenger RNA of Anoplopoma fimbria (sablefish), 1098 nucleotides long. RefSeq names its product atonal bHLH transcription factor 1a (gene atoh1a). NCBI's taxonomy places the organism in Eukaryota, Metazoa, Chordata, Actinopteri, Perciformes, Anoplopomatidae. Gene Ontology annotation, molecular function: protein dimerization activity. Bases 1 to 1098 code for a protein of 365 amino acids. The record is from RefSeq and is a predicted model, not a curated record. The transcript is spliced from 2 exons.
AUGGAUGUCCGAAGUGUGGAAGAGUGGAGCAGAGGCGAGGUGGAGGUGGCGGGGCUCAACUCGCGGCUGCAGAGCCCGGGGUUGGUGGAGCAGCAGCGCGAGGAGUCCCGCUACGAACCGGGACUGAGGCUCGUGGACAGCGGCAGUGACCCACGCGCCUGGCUGGCUCCGGUGCAGCCCUCUGGCACCUGCGCGGCACACGCCAGCUCACCCGACUACCUGCUGGACUCGCCCUGCCCGAGCACCGGCUCCUACCAAGAAAGUGGUUCCCCGGAGUCCUCGGGCCACCCCAGCCCUCCCAGCUACAGAAAAACUGCCAAGAGCCCCUCCUCUUCUUCGCUCAAAGUCAGGGACUUGUGCCGCCUUCAAGGCACGGUCACCGGGCCCGACGAAGAGGCAUCCACGAGACAGAGAGCCCAGUCCAGCAGGCCGGUCCACGGGGUCCAGAAGCAGAGGCGCGUAGCCGCCAACGCGCGGGAGAGGAGGCGCAUGCACGGGCUCAACUACGCGUUCGACGAGCUGCGCAGCGUCAUCCCGGCGUUAGACAACGACAAGAAGCUCUCCAAGUACGAGACGCUACAGAUGGCGCAGAUUUACAUCAACGCUCUGGCUGACCUGCUCGAAGGUCCGGUUUCCUCCUCCAACAGCAACAACAACAACAACAGCAACGACGUCUCCAACAAUAAAAACAACUCGCAAAAGUGUGACAUUGCGCUUCCAGCCACGGUUGGUUUUGACGCUCCCUCGUCCCCGACAGCCUGCAGGACAGCGGCGGCCGGGCCCGUCUCAGGUGGCGGCUUACCUGUUCACAUCAGCGGGGUGUCCUUCCACUCCUCCUUCGACGACGGCUCGUUCUCCGCCAUGGUGGAAGAGGCGAUGCGUUCCCCAUCUCCGUCUCCCUCCGCUCGGGAAAACUCUUUCCUGGCACCGGUCGGAGGCGGUGGGAGGAAAGCGUCUCCCCGGAGCGACGGAGAGUUUUCCCCGCACUCCCACUUCAGCGACUCGGAUGAAAUAGCGAUGGAGAUCCACUCGAGUGAAGAGGAGGACUUCUCAGAUCUCAAGCUCCGCAGCCGCCAUCAUCACACGGUGGCUUUUUGA